Chionomys nivalis (European snow vole) is the source of this 465-nucleotide messenger RNA. Its product is annotated as cofilin-1-like. Lineage: Eukaryota; Metazoa; Chordata; Mammalia; Rodentia; Cricetidae. The transcript has 2 exons. The record is from RefSeq and is a predicted model, not a curated record. Gene Ontology annotation, molecular function: actin filament binding. Gene Ontology annotation, biological process: actin filament severing; actin filament fragmentation; cell motility. Gene Ontology annotation, cellular component: cytoplasm; lamellipodium; actin cytoskeleton. Bases 1 to 465 code for a protein of 154 amino acids.
AUGACCCCACGUGACCCGGGGCCCCGCCCCCUCCCCAGCGAAGGUGCAGCCCUGGGCGGGAGGUGUCGCUGGGCGGGGCUGCAGCUGAUUCGGAGCCGGGAAUUUGCCGCCCCGGGCUUCCGGGCUCAGCACCCAGAACUGGGCGUGUACGCCCGUCGUUCGCGGGUUUUCUGGACCUUUGUCAAGAUGCUUCCAGACAAGGACCGCUGCUAUGCUCUUUACGAUGCCACCUAUGAGACCAAGGAGAGCAAGGAGGACCUGGUGUUCAUCUUCUGGGCCCCUGAGAGUGUACCCCUUAAGAACAAAAUGAUCUCCACCAGCUCCAAGGAUGCCAUCAAGAAGAAGCUGACAGGAAUCAAGUAUGAAUUACAAGCAAACUGCUACCAGGAGGUCAAGGACCGCAGCACCCUGGCAGAGAAACUAGGUGGCAGUGCCGUCAUCUCCCUGGAGGGCAAGCCUUUGUGA